AUGGGUAUCGGAGGAGAUCCAACAGAUGGUUCACCGGGCGGAUUGCCCGUACCUACGACCAUAACGCCCAGCGAAGUGAGGAAGACGAGGUCGCACAGAGCUGCCUCUAUCUUUAAGAACUACCACUUGCUCCACGGCAUUCUCGAGCGUCAUGAAGCGACCAUCCAGAAACGAUGGAACAAACGCAGCAAUCCGCAGAAACGUGCGAUUCUCACGAAAGCCUGGGGGAGCAAAAUGCCCUCGGGCCACCGGCCAGAUUUCCAGCACUUGAGGAAAGGCACUGCAACCAUCCCGCAGAACGACAUGCAACACCGUCAGGAAUACAUGUGGCCCUUCAUUAACGAAGAAGAUCUCAUGAAGAGUAAGACGCUGCUCUUGUUCCUUAACGCUCGCGGACGCAACUCUCCUGCAGACUUUGCGGCUGCGGAUUUGGAAUCAAUGCAUGUUGGCUUGAUAACAGCGGCUGUGAUGCCGGCGUUCUUGAAUGAAUAUGUCAUGGUAUUCACAGGUCGACAUGACGCGGAAAGAUAUGGCGAGCUCCUCCACUGGGAUGAUCACACGGAGGCAUUCGAAUGGUUGAUGACCAAACGAUGCCCAAACCCAGGGGAAGGCCUUCUCAUACUCGAGUCGCAGGACAAAAUCAUGUCGUUCUUGGUCGCCACCGCCACGGAGAUCUUGCAUGAUAUUUCCGACCAACAACUUCUGGACUACCCGCUACAAGACCCGCCUCCGAUACCCGCAAACGAUUCUGGCUUCGACUCACUCGCUGCCAUGGCGUCCGAGGCGCCGUAUCGCGUGCCAGCUCGAUUGAGCUUCUCUCGUAUUGAAAGCCUUCUCGCCGCACGGAGAGAUGCAGCGGCCGAUAACAUGUGGGCACUCCGCGAAGACCCAGCGUACUACUCGGAGCUCCUACUAACAGCGCGGGAUCAUCGUCAUGAAACGCUUCCGGACCUCAAUGGACAUGUCCAUCCCCUUUUCCGUUUCGGGAGGGAGGAGAUUCUCUGGGCACGAGUGAUCGCCAACGAGAUUACGAAUGCUUUCAUACAGCUCGAAAUCUUCACAAAUUUGCAGGAGCAAGCAGCGAGAUUGAAGAAAAUGCAAGACCAGUAUAAUUGUGACGUCCAUCCCGAGAAGGACCUUCCGAAGCCUUAUCUUGAUGCUAUCCUACGCUUUCGCUAUUAUCUCAAAUAUGCCAGCAAAGGUCCCAUAGGACUUCUCAAGCACGCUCUCGUGUCGUCACCAGCGUUUCGUUCCAAGUUUGCUCGAAGACCAGAGGAGAGGCCAGAGGAACUCCGUAUCGACGUGAUGCGUAAAGCUGGGAAGAAAAUGGACCUAGAUGAGGCGGAGUUUUUGUGGCUGGCGACGAUACUCUGGGAGGAUGGACAUGAUCUGUCUGUUGUGCGGCUGCCCAUCAUCGUGGACGAGCUUCAGCGCCUGGUAGAUACGAGCGCGAAAACGAAAUCGCUCGUGUCAUCGCACAUUGCUGUGGGCAUGUCUGAUCUAGCGAUUGUUACAGAGUGUCUGCGACAGAUUGAUAUCUACCAGCCAUGGUCCAACCAAUUCGAAGAGCAGAUGGUGGACAGGACGGAGGCAAUCGAAAAAGAAUUUUCAAGAACGGCAGCGCCGUGGACCCGUCUCCUGAGAGCAGUGACGGGCAGUCAAACAGCUCUUGCAAAAUACGGAGCUGCAAGCGAGGGUAGAUUCAACUAUCCAAUUGAGAAACGACGAACACGUGAGACGACAGAGGCAAUGCAACGAGCCGAAGCCAACUUGGACUUGUUCUGGAAAAAAGUCGACGAGAUCUUGCAUUUAAACGCUGGUGAUCUGGACGGCUUCGCCGUGAAGACGCUUCUGCACGAGCGCGAGUUGCAGCGAACACCGGAUUGGGUGGAGCCGACGAAGUCCAAACCUGUUACCCGCAUCGAACCCUUGACGAGGCCACUGUCCGAAGUGUAUUUUGAUCUCGAGCAGCGGACAGAGCGAACAAUUCAACCAUCGGAUACUGUCAAAGAGAGAACCAAACGGAAGACACGUCCUGAGCCCAACGAGCAACAGUCCACACUCCCAGUUGAAGCCAAUGUCGCGCACGACAGCGAGGUCCAUCCGACCUUCGAGGUCGACCAGCGCGCACUCAAAGUCUUCCGCACCCUCUUCUACACGCCCUCGCUCACCGGCGCACCUGGUGAAGUGUCCUGGACCGACUUCCUACACGCUCUUCGAAGUGUCGGCUUCCUUGGCGAAAAACUCUACGGAUCAGUGUGGCAGUUCACGCCAACUAAAUUCGACGUCGAGAGAAGUAUUCAAUUCCACGAACCUCAUCCGAGCGGCAAGAUUCCUUUCUGGAAGGCGAGACGCCAUGGAAGACGACUGAGCAGAAAUUAUGGCUGGUUUGGAGAAAUGUUCAGUCUUUCGCAGAAAGCUGUCGCUUGA
Molecule: messenger RNA, 2430 nt
Organism: Zymoseptoria tritici IPO323
Lineage: Eukaryota; Fungi; Ascomycota; Dothideomycetes; Mycosphaerellales; Mycosphaerellaceae
Exons: 1
Coding region: 1-2430 (809 amino acids)
Source: RefSeq, a predicted model, not a curated record